Molecule: messenger RNA, 1515 nt
Organism: Penicillium salamii
Lineage: Eukaryota; Fungi; Ascomycota; Eurotiomycetes; Eurotiales; Aspergillaceae
Source: the annotation of a GenBank genome assembly
AUGGUCGGGACCGGGGGUCGAAGCAAAGGUUGCCGGACCUGUCGUCGCCGCAAGGUCAAAUGCGACGAGGGAAAGCCACUUUGUGACCGUUGCCACAAAGCCGGAUUCCAAUGCGGUGGCUAUGUGGAAUUCGUUCAAUUCAUCGAUGAAACAAGUCGCCUCAAAAGCAAGAUCUUACGAAGAGCUCCCUCUCCAGCUGUUACCUCCAGGCCUCUAUACCGUUCCGAGUCACCAUUGGAACAUGCCAUCAAUUUCGAUUUCAGUUUCAAUUCAUACUUCCCAUUAACCGUCAACCCGUCAUGGAACGAGAAUGAUAUAAUGACUACACAUCUUCUACGAGGAAUCUUUGACUGGGAUGGAGAUUCUACAUCUCCCCAUGCGACAUGGGAUUCGAUCCUCCUAAGCCAGGACAAUGGAACGGAGUUGUCAACGGCCUCGAUACGCGCCUUGAGCACGGUUUAUUUUGGCAAGAUGAACAAGCAGCCUCGAAUAAUGAGAGAGGGCGCAAAACAAUAUGCCGAUGCUCUCAAAAUGCUGCAAAUAAAACUACAGUGGCAGGAGCAGGCGAUUGGGGAUGAUGUCCUCAUUGCCAUCAUUCUACUCGCUACCUACGAGUUGAUCUGUCUGACACAUCCAAAGGCUUGGCUUUCGCACUAUAAGGGACUGGCUAAAUUGAUGAUGCUGAGAGGGCCACAUAGACAUCAAUCGGGUGUUGGACUCGCCCUCAUGCCUACAAUUAGGUCAAGUAUCGCCCUUGGCUAUCUUGUCGAACGAAAGCGUUGUUUUCUCGAACAGCCUGCGUGGAAAACCAUACCAUGGGCCAAGCGAGGUCUCGACUCGAAGACACCUACCGAUACAUUGCAUGAUGUCCUUUGUGACAUACCUGGUAUACUAGAGGACCUGAGUGGUGCACUAUCAUGGACCCCCAAUGUCCCCGGCAAUAUAGAGUUCACCUCAUGGUUUAUCCCGCAAGUCUUGUCAACCUUGGGGACCUUAUACUCCUGGCGAUGGGAUUGGGAAUCAAGAUUUCCGAACUCGACAUUCAUCACCACCCCCGUCGAAUACGACAUUGACACGAUCUCUCUCCCUCCGAGUCCGUUCAAGUCCAUCAUAUGGUUCAGCGAUCCUAAUCGAGCCACAGAGCUCAUCGUCUACAACGCACUGCGUCUCAUACUCACACGUACUCUACAAAUAGCUGGAGUUCAGCAAGAGGAUAUUCAGCUUCAGGGGGUCAGUGACCCGCUUCUUCCAAUGGAAGGCAAUCGGAACGAUAUCGCCACUGAGAUAUGUCGAAUAGUAUCAUAUCACCUGAGUUGCUUCCGGCGAAGCUCUGGUGCAUAUAUCCUCGUGUUUCCACUAAAUGUGGCUUAUUUGCAUCUGGAUCCAAAUUCCACUGCGAUAAGAUCUUGGCUGGAGAGCGUCAUGGCGGUCAUUGCUGACUCCCAUGGAUUUGAGAUCGGGAGAUCGGAAAACACACCGAGGAAAGCCGGUGAUGUGCAUGGCGGUCUUCAAUGA